AUGGCUACCCCGCAGGAACUCGUCCCACAGACCGAAUUUAUCGCUGAGGUCUACGCAACCGACGACACCUCCGCCACUUCAGUUGCUCCAGAGCAUCAGAGACGCUUCGAUGGACUGGUCUCCCAGUUCACCAAGUCCUACGCUCACCGCCCGGAUUUUGUAGCCCGCAGUCCGGGCCGGGUCAACAUCAUUGGCGAACACAUCGACUAUAACCUCUACGAUGUCCUUCCCACCGCGGUGAGCGUCGACGUGAUCAUGGCCGUCAAGGUCAUCCCUUCUGUUGGUUCAGAGUCAACGGUCAAGAUCGCCAACGUGCAGUCGGAGAAGUUCCCGUCGCACGAAUUCACCGUCCCCCGGGACAGGGAUAUUGAGAUUGACCCCAAGAAACACGAAUGGGUCAAUUACUUUAAAGCCGGGUUGCUGGGAGCCUUGAAGUUUUUGCGCAACAAGAACCAGGAUGGAUCAUUUGUUCCUGCCAGCAUGGAGGUCCUAGCGGAUGGCAAUGUGCCUCCGGGAGGUGGUAUCUCGAGCAGUGCAGCGUUCGUUUGCGCGAGUGCUCUGGCGGUCAUGAAGGCCAACAGGCACAAUGUCUCCAAACAGGACUUGCUUGAUCUGGCCGUGGUUUCGGAGCGGGCGGUUGGUGUGUAUUCGGGAGGCAGUAUGGAUCAAGCUGCUUCCAUCUUCUCCCGCCGCGGAUAUCUGCUGUACACCCAGUUCUUCCCGAAUUUCUUUGUCCAGCACGUGCCCAUCCCCAAGGCAGAAGAAGAGAUCACGUUCCUCAUGGCCCAGAGCUUUAUCACGUCCAACAAGGCUGAGACGGCUCCUCGUCACUACAACCUUCGAGUAGCGGAGUGCACCUUGGCCGCGGUGGUUUUGGCCGCCCAGCACUGCUUGACCCUACCCAAGGACAACAGUUCGCUAGGAUACAGCCUGCGGAACUUCCACGAGGAAUUGAUGCGCAAGGAAGGCCGUCUAGGCGAUCCGCUCGAGUACCAGAUCGACUCGGUCAUCCAAACUACCCGGGAACUUCUCACUCAGGAACAAGGAUACACGCGGGAGGAGAUCGCCAAGUUGCUCUCCAUUUCCGUCCCAGAUCUGGAAGCCGAAUACCUCUCUUCAUUCCCUGUCCAAGCGGAGCGCUUCCUUCUGCGCCAGCGAGCUCUGCACUGUUACACCGAGGCUCGCCGCGUGCUGGACUUCAAGGCGUGUCUGGCCAAGGCCCAUACCCUCGACGACAGACGCAUCCGCUAUCUGGGCCAGCUCUUGGACGAGUCUCAGGAAUCCUGCCGCACGGCCUACGAAUGUAGCGUUCCAGAGGUGGACAACAUCUGUGCCAUUGCCCGUCGAGCGGGUUCCUGGGGCAGUCGGCUUACCGGGGCGGGGUGGGGCGGUUGCACCGUCCACAUGCUGCCACAGUCCAAGGUCGAGGCGGUCACUAAGGCCCUGAAGGAAGAGUAUUACCUGAAGCAGUUCCCCGACAUCAGCGAGGAAAAACUGGCCCAGGCUAUGGUCAUUAGCAAGCCUUCUAACGGCUCAUUUAUGGUUAUCGGGGCAGCCAUUGACCAAGUCAAGGUCUAG
Molecule: messenger RNA, 1578 nt
Organism: Aspergillus tanneri
Lineage: Eukaryota; Fungi; Ascomycota; Eurotiomycetes; Eurotiales; Aspergillaceae
Gene: GAL1
Product: galactokinase galE
Exons: 3
Coding region: 1-1578 (525 amino acids)
Biological process (GO): carbohydrate phosphorylation; galactose metabolic process
Cellular component (GO): cytoplasm; cytosol
Molecular function (GO): galactokinase activity; ATP binding
Source: RefSeq, a predicted model, not a curated record